ACUUAGACUAUCCACUACACGGCUUCGCUCACUACUACAGGGGUUCCGACAACGCCAUAGUCACCACUCACCAUCAGGUCCAUCGCCUGCAGCUGAUAUUGGAACCGUCCACUCUCCUCGUCCUGGGCUAUAUUACCGCGUGCGGCUCGAUAACAUAAGCGGCGGGUCUCACGAGCCUCGGAAGGGCCACAUGUCUACUAGGCCCUUGUAUGAUGUACCUGCGUUCGCAUCGCGCUAUGGCUCCUGUUCAACACGAGGAGAACCCAGCCAAGCCGGCUAAGACCACCGCCACCUAUUCUGAGGCUGGCCUCCAUCUGCUUGCGGCUGCUGCGCUCGCUACCCUCAAGCAGCAGGCCGCUGCCGCUCAUGACGCGCCCUCCUCCCUCUCUCCCGUCAUCCGAGGCGAUGAGACAUCGUCCCAUGCUGAUGCGCGGGCAGCUGCCAUGAUGGCAGCCAGAGCCACGCAACUCCCUGCACUCUUUGCUGUACCGCCGCAUAGCGUCAGCGCAAGCCCAUACAUCCGACAGCUCGAGGGGUACAUCAGCCACCUGUGCACGGAUGCGCCUACAAACGUCGUGACUGAGGUGCUCGAGAUUCUUUCUACGAUUUGUGAAGAUCUAUCGAUGAUGCGGCGAACGGAACGUGUAAAUAACAAUGCGCCGGCCGGGACCACCGCCCUCGAUCUUAUGCAAACCGAGACAGAGGCCAACGAGGCAAUGGUCGAUGCUCGGGAUGACCCGCAGGAUGUGGAGAUGGAGAUCGACGUCAAGCCGGGUCGUUUCGAUGUCAGCAACGACAGGACAGCGCAUGAUAUCCGUCCUACCCACGGCAAGCCCCAACCGACGUACGCGAUGUCGGACACGCGAAGAACGGAUGUCCCGCAGCGGGUGGCUCGGGUGAACCCUCCGAGGCGGGCCAAGGAUAAGUCAGUUCUUGGCGGUCCCAGGUCGCGCGGGACGUCUUCGCCAGGCCAGCUGCACGCUCCUAGUCCUGCCUCGACAGUACCAACGACUCCGUCCCAGCAGCUAGUGGACCUCUCCAGCACGCUAGAAGUCGGCGAGAUGUAUACCCGGCUGGGUAUCCCAGACCUCUACCGUCGCUCAUUCGACCUCCUCAACGGCCGCAGAAUAACUCGGAGCCCGCACUACAAAAGUUUUGGGUCUGUCAUGCUCACGCCUGGCGCGGCAUACGAAAUCGUUCAGGUGUUCUUCUCAAAAAUGGUCUGCACUACCCACGAGCGUAUCGAGGACAUCGUACGAACCAUCAAGACAUACAACACCGGAUGUCGCGCCGACAUCACCCGUGCCGACACGUCUGCACCGCAGGCUAUCCGGGAGUUCUUGGAGAGCGUGUCAGCAAUUGCCACCCCAGAGACCCCUGGAGCACUGAGAUCCCUUACCCAGAACAUUUGCUACGUUAGGCUGCAUGACUCCUAGGAGAAGAUUCGGACCAGCCUAGCGUCAGGCGAUGAGUUUGGCCGCCAGUACAUCGACUACCUAAAGCUUGAUGCGCGUACACGUGGUCAGGAUCGUUGGCACUAUGCUAGCUGUGCAAAGAAGCCACUCUGCGAGAAAGCCGGUGUUUCCCCUGCCACCAUCAAGAAGG
Chaetomium strumarium is the source of this 1605-nucleotide messenger RNA. RefSeq lists its product as uncharacterized. Lineage: Eukaryota; Fungi; Ascomycota; Sordariomycetes; Sordariales; Chaetomiaceae. The transcript has 3 exons. The coding region runs from base 210 to 1436 and encodes 408 amino acids. The record is from RefSeq and is a predicted model, not a curated record.